AUGGAAGUUAUUGUUGCUAAUGUAGACCAUCUCAAAUUUGACAUAGAUUACGCAUUAGAGGAGCAAUAUGGAGCCCUACCACUGCCUUUCCCGGGCAUGGACAAAUCAACCGCUGCUGUUUGCGAAUUUUUCAGUCAGCCUGGAGGCUGUGGAAAUGGGCCUCAAUGCCCGUACAGACACGUUAGAGGGGACCGUACAGUAGUCUGUAAGCAUUGGCUGCGAGGCUUGUGUAAGAAAGGAGACCAAUGUGAAUUCCUACACGAGUAUGACAUGUCCAAGAUGCCUGAGUGCUACUUCUAUGCGAGAUUUAAUGCCUGUCAUAACAAAGAAUGCCCAUUCUUACAUAUAGACCCUGAAAGCAAGAUUAAAGACUGCCCUUGGUAUGACCGAGGCUUCUGUCGCCACGGUCCUCACUGUCGCCACCGGCACGUGCGGCGAGUCUUCUGUAUGAACUAUCUUACUGGAUUCUGUCCUGAUGGCCCCUCUUGCAAGUAUAUGCAUCCACGAUUUGAGCUACCUGCACCUCCAGAACAAACUAAGGAUGCUAAGAGACUUCCAGUGUGUCAUUACUGCUCUGAAGUCGGGCACAAAGCGUCUACAUGUAGCAAGAUACCAGCUGAGCAAAGAGAGGUAGCUCAACGGCAGGAAGAAGCCAGAUAUCGUGCCCUAGGAUAUGUCAAACCUGCUAACGAAAAUGAAGAACCUCACGGUCAGAGAUUACAAAGGAUAGUCCACAAACCAUUGGAAGAAGUCACAUGUUUCAAGUGCGGUACUAAAGGACAUUAUGCCAAUAAGUGUCCAAAGGGUCAUCUGGCAUUCCUAUCGAGCCAGUCUGGACAGAACAACAACCCAAACAACCAGAACAACAACCAAAACAACACAUUUAAAAAGCCCAACUAG
Messenger RNA from Arctia plantaginis, 900 nucleotides. Lineage: Eukaryota; Metazoa; Arthropoda; Insecta; Lepidoptera; Erebidae. The record is from the annotation of a GenBank genome assembly.